This is a messenger RNA of Protopterus annectens (West African lungfish), 1402 nucleotides long. It is a transcript of the gene RRH, whose product is annotated as retinal pigment epithelium-derived rhodopsin homolog. The record is from RefSeq and is a predicted model, not a curated record. Gene Ontology annotation, cellular component: photoreceptor outer segment; membrane. The coding region runs from base 189 to 1235 and encodes 348 amino acids. Gene Ontology annotation, molecular function: G protein-coupled receptor activity. Gene Ontology annotation, biological process: G protein-coupled receptor signaling pathway; visual perception. The transcript is spliced from 7 exons. Lineage: Eukaryota; Metazoa; Chordata; Ceratodontiformes; Protopteridae.
UUAACAAGGUUUCAUCUAUAACAGACUUGAAGACUUAAACUAAUUUAUUAUUCAGUCCAGCCAAGUCCCAUGCAACGACAAAUCUUUAUUACUGUGAAAUCCUCAUAUGGACUUAUGCUGCUUUCAAUUUAGCCUUUAUUUUAAAUAUUUACAUACUUUUAUAGCUGUUUUUUUUUUCUUUUUACCUAAUGGAGAAAAAUAGCCUCUUUCCUGAUGGCAACUUCUUUGAGAACUACUCCUUAUCUGGUCAAUUCACAGAAGAAUCUCUUCAUGACAUUGGCUCCGUGUUUUCUCAGACUGAGCACAACAUAGUUGCUGGCUACUUGAUAACAGCAGGGGUGAUAAGCCUUCUCAGCAACAUAAUUGUUUUAUGCAUGUUUGCCAAGUAUAAAGAGCUGCGGACUCCAACCAACUCAAUCAUUAUCAACUUAGCUUUUACUGACAUUGGUGUCAGUGGUAUUGGAUACCCUAUGUCUGCUGCUUCAGACUUGCAUGGAAGCUGGAAGUUUGGACAUACAGGAUGCCAGAUUUAUGCUGCUUUGAACAUCUUCUUUGGAAUGGCGAGUAUUGGCCUGCUGACUGUAGUUGCAAUUGAUCGCUAUCUCACCAUCUGCAGGCAGGACAUAGUUGAGAAGAUGACUAAACAUACGUACACUACCAUGAUUCUAACAGCUUGGAUAAAUGCUUUGUUCUGGGCCUUUGUACCCAUUGUGGGCUGGGCAAGUUAUGCUCCUGAUCCGACUGGAGCCACGUGCACUAUCAACUGGCGGAAAAAUGACACAUCGUUUGUUUCUUACACAAUGACUGUGAUCGCUGUGAAUUUUAUUGUGCCUUUGAUGGUCAUGUUUUACUGCUAUUAUAAAGUUUCCCGUGCAAUGACAUACUACAGGAACAAUGGAUACCUGGAAAACGUCAGCAUAAACUGGUCUAAUCAGCGAGAUGUCACAAAAAUGUCUGUUGUGAUGAUUGUAAUGUUUCUUGUGGCAUGGUCACCAUAUUCCAUUGUAUGCCUGUGGUCAGCUUUUGGGACUCCCUCACACAUCCCACCAGCCAUGGCUAUCAUAGCACCGCUUUUUGCCAAGUCCUCCACAUUUUAUAAUCCCUGCAUAUAUGUAAUUGCAAACAAAAGGUUCAGAAGAACAAUUUUUGCCAUGCUCCGAUGCCAGACUCGACAGGAAAUUACAAUCAACUAUCCUCUGCCAAUGACUAUCUCCCAAACUCCUCUAACUGUGUAGACCAGCUUUAAUAGAAAAUCAUUUAUAUAUUUUUUGUAAUUCCUGAAUUAAAGUGUAGAUAAGUGACAUAACUGUUUCUUAUAGUUAGGUUAUUUUUUUCUGCCUUUUGGACUUACAAGUGGCAAAAGUGUAACAAGACAACACAAUUAAAGCAACUCAAAAGCAAA